Messenger RNA from Jaminaea rosea, 1062 nucleotides. RefSeq lists its product as hypothetical. The annotation marks the transcript as partial. The transcript has 4 exons. The record is from RefSeq and is a predicted model, not a curated record. NCBI's taxonomy places the organism in Eukaryota, Fungi, Basidiomycota, Exobasidiomycetes, Microstromatales. Gene Ontology annotation, molecular function: FAD binding; D-amino-acid oxidase activity.
GUCCUCGGCCUCACCACCGCUCUCGAGCUGGCGACCUCCCACACCCCCUCUCAAGCACCAAUUCACAUCCACAUCCUCGCGCGCGACCUGCCGCUGACCCCGGCCGGCCUAGCAUCUCAAGGCUGGUCCUCCCCAUGGGCAGGCUUCAACUGGUGCUCCUUCGCGCCCAAGGACGAUAUCAUCACCCAAGAACGCGACAAGCUAGCGUACAAUGAGUGGAAACGCAUGGUCAAGGACAAGGAGAUGCCGAGCGAGACAAUGGCUUCUAUGCCUUUCAAACACUAUCUACCCGGGGAAUACAAGAGGGGAGACCUGUGGUUCGAGGACUUUGUGGACGAUUUCCGAUACCACCCAUCGAGCGCCCAUGAGCCUCGCCACUACAUCACCUACACCUCCUUCGGCGUCAACACGCCCCUCUACCUUGCCUACCUCACGGACACCUUUUCAUCCCUCGGCUCGGUAUACACGCAUUGUGCGACAACUAUCUCUCCAUCGAGCGAUCCCGCCAGCUGGUUGGUGAUAAACGCUUCUGGCCUCGGGUCCCUCUACCUGACCGACGUAUUGGACAAGGCAGUCCACCCCAUCCGCGGCCAAACAGUCCUCCUCUCCGUACCGACCGCCUUCACUAGCAACCCACGAUGCGUAAUGGACGCCUCUGACCCAAAGGCGAAGCCUACCUACCUGAUCCCUCGCGGUAGGGGGAGUGGCCAGGUAAUCUUAGGCGGGACCUUUGGAGUGGAUGAAUGGGAGAGGGAGCCCAGUGAAGAGGAUACGGCCAGGAUACUCAGGGAUUGCUGGAAGUUGUGUCCUGACAUCCUGGAGGGGCAUACCGUGGAUGAGGAGCAGAUCAUCAGCGUCAACGUCGGGUUGCGUCCUGCGAGAAGAGGGGACGUCACGCGCGUUGAGUUGGAUGCGGUCAAGCUGGGCGAGGGUCCAAAGGGGGGGAUGGCGCCCGUGUUGCAUUGCUAUGGAGCUGGGAAAGCUGGAUAUCAGACCAGCAUGGGCGUGGCGAGGGAGGCGAGGGAGCUCGUGGAGAGACAUUACGCGGAGCUGGAGAGAUGA